CUGCAGGAAGUUGUUUUCACGCAAGUAGAGUUGUCGGUUUGGUAGACGGUCUCUAGAUUAUUUGCUUUGUCACAAACCUAAACUACAAUGAGACACCUGGGCCUUUUGCUAGGUGUGCUUCUCUGCACCUGUUUUGGUGUACACAAGGAGAACUUCCGCACUUGUGAUCAGAGUGGCUUUUGCAAACGUCACAGAAAUAUGCAGCCAGGAAGUAGCAAAUAUGUUGUGCAGCCUUCCACCUUAAGGAUUUCAAAAACUUCAAUGAUGGUAGAUGUUGUCAACACAGACAAUGAUGUACGCUUCCUGCUUCAAGGUUAUGGACUACAGCAUGGAAUAUUCCGUGUUAAGUUGGUAGAAGCAGAGCCAGUACGAGAACGAUAUGAGAUUCCUGCUGGGAUGGCACUUGUUGCAGAGCCCAUCCAGGAAGAGUUGGUCUAUGAUGGGGAGAAAGAUGGGAAGUUAACUUUUACAUUGGGACACAACAAGAUGGUGAUUUCUGUGAACCCACUUAGAAUAGACUUUUUCAUCAAUGAUGAACCUGUGACUAGUUUAAAUGCACAAGGGCUGCUAAAGUUUGAACACACUCGUCAGAAACAAGAGUCUAAAAAGGAAGACGAUGGAGCAGCAGAUGGUGCUGACGGAGAUCAGAAGGAAGAAGCUGAACAGCCUAAGUCAGCUGAUGAUGAAGAGCCAGAUAUGUGGGCGGAAACAUUUAAAGGCUUUACAGACACCAAACCUAAUGGUCCUGUAUCUGUGGGCAUUGACAUUGCCUUCCCUGGUUUCCGCUAUGUUUAUGGCAUACCUGAACAUGCAGAUUCUUUUGCUUUGAAAACUACCAAGAGUACUGACCCAUACAGAAUGUAUAACUUGGAUGUGUUUGAAUAUGACUUGUAUAAUCCCAUGGCCUUAUAUGGACAUGUACCAUUCAUGGUUGCUCACAAUGAGAAAAACACAGUUGGUGUGUUUUUCCAAAAUGCUGCUGAGGGUUGGAUUGAUAUUCACUCUAAUGUUGCUGACAAGUCAAUCUUCUCCAAUUUAGCAGAUUUUGUGACAGGCAACAAUGAGGUUCCUCAAACUGAUACACACUGGUAUUUUGAGGAUGGAAUCAUUGAUAUUUUUGUCCUGCUAGGACCAGGACCUAAGGAUGUUUUUAAGCAAUAUGCUAGUCUGACAGGGAACACCCCCCUCCCACCACUCUGGGCUCUCGCUUAUCACCAGUGCAGAUGGAACUACAAUGACCAAGAUGAUGUCCGAACAGUUGAUAUGACCAUGGACAAGUUUGAUAUUCCUUUUGAUGUCAUUUGGCUGGACAUUGAACACACUGAUGGCAAAAAGUAUUUUACCUGGGAUGGAAGUAGAUUUUCCAACUCCAUCGAAAUGUUGAGGAAUCUAUCCUCAAAAGGCCGCAAAAUGGUGACAAUUGUGGACCCACAUCUAAAGAGAGAUGAUAACUAUCAAGUGUACACUGAGGCCAGAGACAAAGGACUGUUGGUCAAGAACAACAAUGGCAAUGAUUUUGAUGGAUGGUGUUGGCCAGGUUCCUCCUCUUGGCCAGAUUUCCUAGAGCAACACGUCCGUGACUGGUGGGCAGAUCAGUUUGCUCUGGAUAAAUACCAUGGCAGUGCAGAGAACCUGUAUGUCUGGAAUGAUAUGAAUGAACCCUCAGUUUUUAAUUCUCCUGAGAUAACUUUCCCUAAAGACACUAAGCAUUUAUCUGGUCGAGAAAACAGAGAGGUUCACAACAUCUAUGCCAUGCUUGUGCAUAAAGCUACAUGGGAUGGUUUGCUGAAAAGAAGUAAUUAUAAAGUGCGUCCAUUUGUUCUAACCAGAGGUUUCUUUGCAGGAUCACAAAGAUCUGCUGCUGUAUGGACUGGAGACAACAUGGGUGAGUGGAGUCACCUGAAAGUCACUGUCCCUAUGAUGCUCUCACUGAACUUGGCCGGCAUUCAUUUCUCUGGUGCUGAUGUUGGAGGAUUCUUCCGUAAUCCUGACAAUGAGCUACUGACACGUUGGUAUCAAGCUGCUGUGUUCCAACCUUUCUUCCGUGCCCAUGCUCACAUAGAUACCAAACGCAGGGAGCCUUACUUGCUACCUGAAGAGAAUAUGGUCAUUGCCAGGGAUUCUAUAAAGAAGCGCUACAGUUACCUGCCUCUCUGGUACCUCCUGUUUCAUGAUUCAGAGAAAUCUGGCAUGCCACCCAUGAGACCCCUGUGGGCAGAGUUCCCUGCUGAAACAAAUGUCUUUGAGAAAGAUGAUGUUUACAUGCUAGGCAGUUCCAUUUUGGUGCGUCCAGUUGUGGAUCAAGGAGAAACCAGUGUAAAUGUUUAUUUCCCUGGACCACACACGAUCUGGUAUGACAUUGACACAUAUAAGCCUUAUUAUGGUGGCCAUGAAGUUAGUGUAGAAGCUCCUCUGUCUAAGCUCCCAGCAUUCCAAAGAGGUGGCAGUAUCAUACCAAGAAAGAUGAGAGUAAGAAGAUCUGCUUCUCUCAUGUAUAAUGAUCCCUUCACUUUGAUUAUUUGCCUGGAUGAGCAUGGCAAGGCUCAUGGUCAGCUAUAUGUUGAUGAUUAUUAUUCUUAUGAGUACCAACAAGGAGAUUAUGCACUCACAGACCUGUCUUUCCAUAACUUUAAACUGGAGAACAAUGUGAUUCAUAAAGGUCAAAACUUCCACACAAAAGAAUGGGUGGAAAGGAUUGUAAUAGCAGGUGUCAAUACUGAACCAAAAAAUAUCCAUUUGGUCAAAGCUGACCAUAGCAAAGAAGCAUUGGACCAUACUUAUGACGCCAAAGCUAAAGUUCUUACAAUACGAAAACCUGGCGUCAAUGUGGCAGAAAAGUGGAUUAUUAAUCUACAUUAAGCAUUGAACACUUACAUUAGUAUAGAAAAAAAUGUUUACAAAAAGUUUGAUUUUUCGUUGUUCAUUCAUGUUUUAAAUCUACAUAAUUCCCUUUUGUACCAAUUUUUUUAUGUGAGCAGCUUUAAAAAAGUAGAGUUCAUCACAUCCUUACAUUGGCGCACUUCUUAUACAUUGCUGUGAACUGCCUUUAUUGAUCAUACAAACAUUUGUUUUUACACCUUGUUCUUAUUCUUUUUAUGAGGCUGUUAUUUCAUUAGGUUCAAUCUGUUAGUAACAGCUGUAAUAACAAAACCAGCCAGCUGGAUAGUCUUCUCAGUCCUAUUCUAAAAGCAAUAGAAGCUUUAAAAAUGUCAAUGAUUUCUAACAUAUCUUUCCUUGAGCAACGAGAAAUAUUUUUAAAACUGCCAGUAAAAUUAGUCUAAUUAUAAACAAACCUUAAAAUUGGGUGCCCUGUCAAAACGGCCCGGGACAAAUCGGCCCCGUCAAAACGGCCCCGUUAAUACGACCCCGUCAAAUCGACUCCCGACAAACCGACCCC
This is a messenger RNA of Physella acuta, 3397 nucleotides long. RefSeq names its product neutral alpha-glucosidase AB. The record is from RefSeq and is a predicted model, not a curated record. Gene Ontology annotation, molecular function: carbohydrate binding; alpha-glucosidase activity. Gene Ontology annotation, biological process: N-glycan processing; carbohydrate metabolic process. NCBI's taxonomy places the organism in Eukaryota, Metazoa, Mollusca, Gastropoda, Physidae.